CCUAAGAUCACGUUUCCGCAACUGCUCCUUCGGACGGUGCGAUGACCAGAUACGGUAUCUGAGCAAGCGAGCCUGCUUUGAUUGAUAGGAGAUUGGGUCCGGCAUGGCGAGUGUUAGUUCCCACCGUCGCAUGGCAGCAAGCGACACUAGGUAUACCUGACUCUGUGUCCCCUCCCCUGAAGGAUCAGAGAGGUUUAAUAUCAUCCCAUCUGAACGACGUGUCUAUCUCGUAGUCUCUCUGUACAGUCGCAAUGACGACCCCCGCGGGCCGGACUUCGAAGCUCUUCGAGCCGCUGACCAUUGGCAACGGCAAGAUCAAACUCGACCAUCGUGUGGUACUUGCACCUUUGACCAGGAACAGAGGAACUCCAUUGAGUGCAGAAAGUACACCAGAGGAGCCGAAUCGCAUAUGGCUUCCGAACGACCUUAUGGUGGAGUACUAUACUCAGCGGACUACCAAAGGAGGACUUGUUAUUACCGAAGGCGUCCCGCCGUCGCUUGAGGGCAAUGGAAUGCCGGGCGUACCUGGGUUGUUUAUCGAAGAGCAGAAAGCCGGCUGGAAGAAGAUCGCAGAUGCUAUUCACACACAGGGUGGCUUUGCAUAUCUGCAAUUGUGGCACUCAGGACGAGCCAAUAUCCCGCAAAUGACGGGCACACCAAUUGUCAGCCCUUCCGGUUUGCCCUGGGAUGAUCCAAAUGAGUGCUUCGCAUACCCACCGCCUCACACUUCCAAGCAAGCCCGCUAUAUCGAUAACCCUCCCAUCGAGCUCACCGUAGAGCACAUCAAGAAGACAAUACAAGACUACGUUCGCACGGCGAAGUGGGCCAUGGAAUGCGGUUUUGACGGUGUGGAGUUACAUGGGGGAAACGGAUAUCUUCCCGAACAGUUUCUUGCCUCCAACGUCAACAAGCGGACAGAUGCAUACGGAGGUAGCCCGGAGAAGCGUUGCACUUUUACACUAGAGCUCAUGAGAGAAUUGAGCAAGGCAGUCGGUGACGAAAACCUAGCUAUCAGGCUGUCACCGUUUGGACUGUUCAAUCAGAUACGCUGUGAGCAGCGUAUGGAGACUUGGAGCACGUUAUGUCGCAAGCUCAAAGAAGCUCAUCCGAACCUAUCAUACGUGAGCUUUAUUGAGCCUCGCUACGAGCAGAUCCACAGCGAGUCCGAAAAGCAAAAGUUCCUGGAUUCAUGGGGCUUAAGCACAAUCGAUCUUCAGCCAUUCCGCGAAAUUUUUGGCAGCACACCGUUCUUCUCAGCCGGCGGCUUUGACGACACGAACUCCUGGGGCGUGCUCGAAUCCGGAAAGUACGAUGCGCUAUUGUACGGCAGGUACUUCAUCAGUAACCCUGAUCUGCCGAAGAGGCUGAAAGAAAGCCUACCGCUCGCUCCAUAUGAUCGAAGCAGGUUUUACGGGCCGUUCGAAGAUAACACCAUUUGCUACACAGAUUAUCCAGAAUGGGAACAUGCAAGCACACCUUGAUUCUAGCCUGGCAUCGCCUGGGGUGAGAGUGCAUUCUGGGUAGAGCUUAGCUUAGUCCUCCUACGAUUCAACAACAGUUUGUAACCAACGCCAGUUAUACAUUUCGCCGUGAAUAUGAAGCGAUAUGGUGUUCAAUUUAAUGCUUGUUUAUUGCUUCUUUACGCUUUCUACCAUAUAAAGUAUGAGAACAUAGUUACAAAGUGAGUGAGCGCAUAUGGGCGGGGUAGGACGACACUCGAUUGUUAGCACUGCACAUACAGGCAAACAUACUAUAUGAAACAACAUUACC
Molecule: messenger RNA, 1770 nt
Organism: Boeremia exigua
Lineage: Eukaryota; Fungi; Ascomycota; Dothideomycetes; Pleosporales; Didymellaceae
Exons: 4
Coding region: 252-1481 (409 amino acids)
Molecular function (GO): FMN binding; oxidoreductase activity
Source: RefSeq, a predicted model, not a curated record